AUGCUACUCAUCUUCAAUUCAACCACUGGUGGUGUUUUCGAGGCGAUGGAUCCCAACGAACUGGAGUUUCUAGCGGAGUUUGAAUUUGUUACGAUAGUACCGCGAUUUCGUAUGGAUUCUAUUGAUCUUAUGGAAGUUCGCAUUGGGCCCUUUUAUCCGAACAUUCCCGUUAAUGUUCCUUUCUGGGUUGCUCUUUAUUUGCGCCAACAGCAGAAAUGUCGCGUAGUCCCCCCAAGUUGGCUGUCAGUUGCAAGAUUAUCAGAGUUUAAGGAAGUAGAAGGAUCAAGUACGGGUUGUACUACACCUCCUCACCCACACUACGCCGAACUGGCCACAAUGCUACUCCAGCACGCGUUAGAUGAUAUACCCAAUCAUGAGCGAAUUCGAACGCUUGUGAAGGACUUGUGGGAUGCUCGCGUUGGUAAAUUUGUUGCGUCAGCUAACAAUUUUAUCCUCAGCGGCGCUUCCACGGCGCGAGUAUCACAGCUGACGCCUUUGGAGCUGGCCACAGCCCGCAACCUCUUGACUAACUGUCUUGACCAACUAGCUGUCCUACGUGCCACACGGCACCGAAUUGUGGGACCUUCUGGUGUCUCGCAGAGCGGCUUUUCAAUAUCUGAUACAUAG
Molecule: messenger RNA, 627 nt
Organism: Hydatigera taeniaeformis
Lineage: Eukaryota; Metazoa; Platyhelminthes; Cestoda; Cyclophyllidea; Taeniidae
Source: the annotation of a GenBank genome assembly